Messenger RNA from Schistosoma margrebowiei, 4706 nucleotides. The record is from the annotation of a GenBank genome assembly. NCBI's taxonomy places the organism in Eukaryota, Metazoa, Platyhelminthes, Trematoda, Strigeidida, Schistosomatidae.
GCCACCUCAACACUGAAAACUUGACAGACUUCGGUUUUGAAUUUUCUUAGCAUUAGUCGCUAAGUUAUGUUUAUUUUCAAAGUAUAUGUUUCAGUGGCUUUGCAAAUACGCUCCAUGGGUUUCACGUUUUGUUUGUUUUAUUCCUAUAAUUAACCUUGAAGACCACUGCGUUGCCUAUCUGUUUGUUGUUAGUUGGCGAUGGAGUUGACAAUCCCGGUUGAACAGAUUGGAUCCGAACACCAAAAGAUUCCGGCACUGUUGGUUGGUAUUGAAAAAACGGUGUGUACAAUACGGUACAGUGCAAAUCACUGUACAAUUAAAGUCGGUCUUUCCGAGCUUCAGUUGGCCCCAAAUGCGUUUUCGGUCAACGACAAGCUGGAUGUCCAAUCUGGUUCGUCUGAAAAUGAGGAAACGCCUCAUAAUUCAAAUCAUAACUUCUCACUCAGAGAUGCUGUUGAGGUCUGGCUAGAUUCUGGUUCAACUGUAAAGAAAAAAAGUACAGCAGAUGUAGAAACGAGCGACUCUGUAGAAACUAUAUCUGGUGGUCCACCUGGGGCGUGGUGGCCUGGUCGAGUUCUUACCAUACAAGGUGGCUUCGCACAUGUCGAGGUUGCUGCCCCAUUACAGGAGUACACUGGUGUAGAAGAUAAACCAACUGCACAUGCCAUGCCUCAUUUAAUUGGACUUGGUUCUGUAGUCUUGCCAUAUCACUCAACACUUGUCAAGGUAACGGAAAUUCGAGUUCCAUGGAAUGGCAAGUUUUCGUGUGAUCAUACGGAGGAUCGAUCUCAAGCGGGUACUUUGACAUCAGGCUUCAUUAAGGAUAACUUAGUCGAAUCGAAUAAUUUGUUAGUCCCAGGAAUCCUUCAUCGUCACAGUAUUUGCAUUCCAGCUUACUUGUAUCGAUUAGCAGCCAAUCCAGAAUCGCAUUCAACUUUAGCUAAAUUUUGUAGUGCUCCAUGUCUUAUCCAGUGUGAUUCUGAACCAUUUCUCCCAGGGACGUUUGCGAAAUUGAUACUAGGAGAUAAAGAGGGAUCAAAUGGGUCUGGACGACACAUAUCAGUUCAUGCAGACUAUGGAUCAUUGAGCCCUUCCUUGUGUCUAUCGACAUAUACAUGGCCUUCGCUAUCUCUGAUAUCACAAGCAGCUAUGAUGAAUGUUCCGUAUAUCGCCGGGACACUGAGUCCAGCAGGGAUUACAGACCCAAACAUCCUUUUGACAGGUCUACCUGGAGCCAAUGGACCUCUUGUACUGCUCCAUAUCUGGUCCGGUUCGUCUGAAGCAAUUCGACGCGCAACUUUCUUAGAAUUGGGACACAUUCGUUUGUUGGCUGUUCGAUUCCACUUGCUAAGAAACUUAUCCAAAGGGGAGACUGGUGAUCUGGAAUUGUCCAACAGCGGUGAACUAGAUGGCGAUGCUCCUGCAAUUCAUUGUAAACCUAUAAGUAUGCCAGCAACUGUGUCCAGUGACAAACAAGCGUCUAGUGGGAUGAUUAUUGGUUAUGAAUGUCGUUUUCGAAUUUUGCCACAUUUGAUUGGUCUCGCUAUUGGACAUCGUGGUGCAACUAUUCAAGAAGCUCGAGGAAUACCUGGAGUUCGUGCGGUGGAUCUUCUUUUUGAUGGCAUAAUCCAUGUAGAAGCUGAGACUAUUGAAGCAUGUCACGGAGUGAGAAAUCUUUUGGAUUUCACUGAAGUUGAGAUUCCAGUCCAACCACGAUUAGCAAGUAGACUGGUCGGAUCAAAAGGCAUGAAUAUUCGCAAAUUAGCAAAAGCUGCAGGUGUUCGGCGAGCUAAGCUACUUGAUCCUUUCGCUAGAAAACGCAGACUAAUGGCUCAACGUCAAAGUCAUUGUCCAGUACGUGUUGACUUGGAACGUGGAGGUUCUGUAACAGAUGGCGAUGCUCAUGAAGAUACAUCAAAUGGUGAAGAAACUGACAACGGGAAUGAAAAGCUUUCUGUCAAUCUGGAUGGUUAUUUGAAUGAUGACAAGAACUCCGGUGGUAUCGUCGACUUAUCCCCUGCUUUCUCUCUUGUUGGUACACGUUCAUCUGUUGAGAAAAUGCGUCUACUACUUGAAUUCCAAGCAGAUAAUUGGAAUGAACUAGAUAAAUUAGAAGAAGCCCGAAGAUCGUUGUUUAGUCAGUUGCGUCAAACCAAUCAACUCAAUCACCAAUCGGAUUCUGUAUCACCUACUCGCAUUUCGAAUGGAAGGCCUAGUAAAGGUGGUGGGAAUUUCGGGUUUGUAUUUAUUUCAAAUUUUUUUAAAUUUUAUCUAUAUUUUAAGUUUCUUCUGGUUUGUGACCGAACUUCAUGAAUAAUGGUAUUCUUUAUUUCCAUACUUUGAUUCCAAUCAAAUAUUUACUCUCAUGGCUAUAUUUCGUCUAUUAGCUUAGUAGAACAUUGUACUUUCAUAGAUUAUACAGACUCAUAUUUUUUAUAUUUGACAAUCCUGUCAGUUGCACUUUUGAAUAGUGAACCCCCUUAAAAUGCAGUUACUUUUAUUACUUUUUCAAUCUAUAAUAUACACUUUUCUCAGCAGUCUUUAUCAAUUAAGAGUUGGUAUAAAUAAGGUAGUUCACACACAUUGGAGUAUACAAUUUGUAUUAAAUGUGGCCUACUUUACAUAAGACCUUUUUGUUUCACCAUGAUUUUCAUAGCUAUCAAUAUAGUUCGAAUAAAUCACAUUUACUAAGUAAAGUUAAGUCAUAAUUUCUCGUCGGCAGUACUUUUGAACGUAGAACCUACAUGUUUUUUCAUUUAUUUUAAAUACGAACUCAAAGACUCCUUGUCUGAUUUCAUAAGCUGUAAUUAACAAAGACUCGUGUAAAGCAUCUUUAGAUUAAGAACUUAUUUAUGCAUGUUUGUUAUCAUCUGAUAUAAUGUAAUUAGUUCAAGUCCAAACUUUGUCAGUAGAUGCAAGCUACUUGGCUGAGAUGUGCGUGGUCAGUGGCCGGAAACAUUGGCUAAAAUGCCUCAGGUACGAUCACAAUGGUGCAGAUACAUUCAUUUAUCUUUCCUUAAGUUUUGGGCUUCAAUAUUUUAUUUAUACUCGUUUUCUGAAUUUAUCCCUUUUUAGAACUCUAUCCGCCAAAAGUAGUCUUUAUCAUAAAUAGUAAUAGUACCUUAACUCUUAUAGCAUAUAAUAGAUUAAUUUCACCUCGAUUUGUUGAUGUUACUUCGCAACUUGGGUUGCUGGUCAGUUGUCCCAGGCUUUAUAUCGAAUAUGACUAAGGUUUUUCGUUAUAUUAUAUAUAGACAUUUCUUAUUCUUUGAAACCAAAUCCGUUUCUCAGAAGGAAUCGAACUGUGGGUCGCGGUCGUCGACAACUUGAGAGCUUUGUUCCUGAGCAAUCUUUGGGUGAUAAAGAAGUACCUCAUCCGCCUAAUGCUCAUGGGCAACACCUGCGUGGCAAAAAUGCCUACCAGUCAGAUGUACCCAAUAAUAAUAUGAAAAAUCGUCAAUCAUCAGUCAAUGAUUCGUAUUCUUGUUAUUCUAACGGUAUGUUUAAUUUCACUGAUGUUCAUUAUUAAAUACUUAUGUUUACAUUAUAUUACAGUUAGAUUUCUUGAGAUUUGUAUAAAUAGUGUUUUGAAAAUCUUCAUUAUGUGUGUCGAUUAAAGUACACGAAAAUCCUAGGCAUUCGAUUUAGCUUUAGUUCUGUUUCAAAAUAAAUAUCUAGAAACGCAGAGCAACACCUCAGAUAAUUCCAGGGCACAAAAAAUUCUGUCGAAUUUCAUUCAGUGCUGAGAAUUGUUGUUUAGAUGGCUGCACACAAUUUGAGGACUUAUGGUUUGAUUUUAUAAAUCAUUUCAUUCCAAGAAAUCGUUGAACGUAAGAACCAUAAACAGCGUAAAGUAACAAAUGUUCUGACAGUAACAGGCUUUUUACGUAACCGAGAGUUUUCUAACAUGGCUAUUAGACGCCAUUACAAAAUAUUUUCGUUGCUUCAUUGUCGUGUCAUGAAAAGGUAUUUUGCCAACCCCAUACGUAAUUAUAUGAUAAUCGUACUCAUGUAGUGGUGCUGACUAAGUUUUUUUUUGAUGUUCCAGUUUGUAUCUGAUUGUCUUGUGUUCCUAAAUAUCACAUGUUUAUCUUUCCUAUUUUUUCAAGGUGUUAUGUCAACUGGUGAUCAUGGAAAUCCACAAGCUGACAAUAAAGCCAUUAAAAAUGAUAAUUUGGGCGCAAAUAAUGUAAAUGACGACCAAACAUCAAAACAGAACAACGGUACCUCUAGACGUAGUCAAAACCACAAUAAGGCAAGAGCAAGUUAAUAUUUGCGGAUUUAUGAUAUUUCACCAAGAUCUCAUGGUGUCCUUUUACAUACGUUGCCUUUUCCAAAAGCUAACUAUUUUGAGUUAAAAUGUGCUUUCUUACAGUUAUUAGGUUUAUCUUUCCACAAAAUGUUCAUAAUCGUAUGCAGUGUAGAUGGUCUUCCUCCUAGUAUUCUGCAUAAAUGCUCUUUCAUUUUCGGACUAUAGCUCAACAAUGACAGGACAUCAUGUGUUUGUUUAGAUUUUCGCUUAGCCUUUUGAAAUGCAUUUACACACACGCCACCACUGUGUAAUUAAACAUGACUAUGUUUCUCUCACCAGUCUGUACCUUUUUACAUUGCAACCUCAAAUUGACUGGCGAUUAUCUUUUAGCUUUUCUCUACCACUAUCCAUCGAUAAAUUUUGAUCUUUGGAAAUAAGAUUGUUGGUUUUGCGU